Monoraphidium neglectum is the source of this 447-nucleotide messenger RNA. Its product is annotated as Cytochrome c6. The coding region runs from base 1 to 447 and encodes 148 amino acids. Gene Ontology annotation, molecular function: electron transfer activity; iron ion binding; heme binding. Lineage: Eukaryota; Viridiplantae; Chlorophyta; Chlorophyceae; Sphaeropleales; Selenastraceae. The transcript is spliced from 6 exons. The record is from RefSeq and is a predicted model, not a curated record.
AUGAUGCUCAAGGCCACCUCCGCCAAGGCCGGCGUUCGCGCCCAGGCCGCCCGCACCCGCUCCGUCGCGGUGCGUGCCCAGGCCCAGGACGCGCCUUCGGCCGUCUCGCGCGCCCUCGGCGUCGCCGCCGCCUCUGUUGUGGCCGCGACCACCCUGUUCGGCGGCGCCGCGUUUGCUGAGGCCGACCUUGCUCUGGGCAAGGCCGUGUUCGACGGCAACUGCGCUGCUUGCCACGCUGGCGGCGGCAACAACGUCAUCCCCGACCACACCCUGCAGAAGGCGGCCAUUGAGCAGUUCCUGGAUGGCGGCUUCAACAUCGAGGCCAUUGUCUACCAGAUUGAGAACGGCAAGGGCGCCAUGCCCGCCUGGGACGGCCGCCUGGAUGAGGACGAGAUCGCGGGCGUUGCUGCUUACGUGUACGACCAGGCCGCCGGCAACAAGUGGUGA